Molecule: messenger RNA, 444 nt
Organism: Trichobilharzia szidati
Lineage: Eukaryota; Metazoa; Platyhelminthes; Trematoda; Strigeidida; Schistosomatidae
Source: the annotation of a GenBank genome assembly
AUGCGAAGUAUCCUCUUGUUUCUACUUAUCAGUGCUGACAUUUAUAAUGUUCAGAUAAACAGUAUUCCGUUGAACAGAAAUGGACUUCCACGGCCUCCAGUUUUACCUGGACCACGUCCUCCAUCCGGAAAACCACCACAAUUCCCAUCACUCCCACCAAUCGGACCACCCCCACAAUUUCCUCCACCUCCACCAUUCGGACCACCCCCAAACUUCCCUCCACCUCCACCAUGCGGACGACCCCCACAAUUUCCACCACCUCCACCAUUCGGACCACCCCCAAACUUCCCUCCACCUCCACCAUGCGGACAACCCCCACAAUUUCCACCACCUCCACCAUGCGGACAACCCCCUCAAUUCCCACCACCUCCACCAUUCGGACCACCCCCACAAUUCCCACCACCUCCACCAUGCAGACCACCACAAUUCCCACUACUCCCAUGA